This is a messenger RNA of Phodopus roborovskii (desert hamster), 540 nucleotides long. RefSeq names its product probable bifunctional dTTP/UTP pyrophosphatase/methyltransferase protein. Gene Ontology annotation, molecular function: nucleoside triphosphate diphosphatase activity. The record is from RefSeq and is a predicted model, not a curated record. The transcript is spliced from 4 exons. Lineage: Eukaryota; Metazoa; Chordata; Mammalia; Rodentia; Cricetidae. The coding region runs from base 1 to 540 and encodes 179 amino acids.
AUGCCCUGGGAGACAGCAAAGCUGAAGGUGGUAGGCCCCACCCCUUCCUUUCGAGGCCCCGCCCACAAGCCUGCACCGCCCUCUGCUCUGCAGGACCUGCACACUCCUGAUGUCAUUAUUGGAGCUGACACCCACUCCUUCUGGCCCUGCCCGCCCUGCCCCUCACUGACCCGGCCCCUUGGCGUCUGGCUCCGCCCACUGCAGGCCGUGGAUGGCGUCAUCCUGGAGAAGCCAAAGGACAAGGAUGAUGCCUACAGGAUGCUGCGCAGGCUGAGUGGCCAGCAGCACAGUGUCAUCACCAGUGUGGCCAUCUUGAGGCCACUGUGGCGGAGGCAGCUUCAGGAGCCAAGUUCCACAUGCCCAGAGGUCCCAGAGGCGGAAGGGGACCUAGAAGCAGAAGUGGAAUUGUCACUGUUCCACGAAGAGACCCGUGUGACAUUCUUGCGGCUAUCAGAACCACUGCUGUGCGAAUAUGUGGAGAGCGGGGAGCCUCUGGACAAGGCUGGCGCCUACGGGCUUCAGGGCGCGGCGGUGCCCUAG